This is a messenger RNA of Pygocentrus nattereri (red-bellied piranha), 5365 nucleotides long. RefSeq names its product nurim (gene nrm). NCBI's taxonomy places the organism in Eukaryota, Metazoa, Chordata, Actinopteri, Characiformes, Serrasalmidae. The transcript is spliced from 4 exons. Gene Ontology annotation, cellular component: nuclear membrane. The record is from RefSeq and is a predicted model, not a curated record. Bases 29 to 871 code for a protein of 280 amino acids.
AAGCCGCUGAUGGAUUUCAAACAUAAACAUGACCAUGGAGUGGACGGCCGUCCGCCCUGCGCUCCUCUGCGCCGCCGCGCUCAUUAACUUUGUUUUCGUCUUCGGCACCGGAGCGGACUUCGUUCGCUUCGUUUCCUUUCGCGCGAUUUACCACAACAUAACCGGCGGAGCGCCGCUGUGCAGAGAUGCAGUGCCGUGGUCCAUUGCUCUGCGGGACAGUGAAGUUUUAAGGGCUCUCGGUGUGGAUUUGGCCCUCUUAGCCCUUUUCAGCGUCCAGCACAGCCUGCUGGCCUGGGCUCCUGUUAAGAAGGCCUGCCAGUCUGCUCUGGGGGUCCUAAACCGGGCGAUGUACUGCUCCACCACAGCCCUCGCGCUGCAGGUGCUGAUGCGUUGGUGGCAGCCGGUGACCAGCGCCCCCUGCCUGUGGUCAGUGCGCAGCGCACCCUGGGAUAUCUGGUUCCCCCUCAUCUGCUUCGUAGUUCACUUCCUGUGCUGGGCCACAAUCUGCAGCAUCCUGCUGAUAUUCGACUAUCCAGAGCUGCUGGGACUCAAGCAGGUUUAUUACGAAUGUUUGGGGCUCGGCGACCCGCUCUUGCUGAAGUCCCCCCGUGCUCAGCGUCUUUAUGCCCACCUGCGUCACCCGGUGUGUGUGGAGCUGCUGCUGGUGCUCUGGCUGCUGCCCACGCUGCCGCUGGACAGGUGUGUUCUGGCUGCGUACCUGUCGCUCUACCUGGCUCUGGCGCACUCUCUGGACGCUCAGGACUGCGCCUACCUCAGCGCACAGCUCCACAGCAAACUGCAGCUCUUCUCUGCUCCACAGGGGGGAGCUGCUCACAUCAACAGCAACAACAAUGAGCAAAAGCAGGACUGAGCUCAGCUGAUCUUCCAAACAUCUAACACCUCUUUGAGUCUUGCCUGAAUAUUUUUACUUUUAUUUUCAUUUUUAAAAGUAUGUCGUGACUCUUAUUAGUCACACUAAACUCCCAUCACAAGUAUUUGGUUUAUUUUUCACUUUCGGUCUCAUGAAGAUAAGUAUUUAAGCUGUGGAAUAGAGAUCAAACGUCAACCGCACAGAUGAAAGGUCAUGAGGUCUAACUCACCAGCAACAAAUAAAAUUAAUUACAAGCAUCAUAGACAGUAUUACUAGAGUCACUAGCUGUAUUGCACUGGACUAAGUCGCCGCGCUGCUGCUCGUUUUCAUGUUUUCUCAUCUUUAACACGUCAGCCUAUCUUACAGAGCUACAGUCAUAUGCAAAAGUAUGUGCACCCCUGGUCAAAUUGCACAUUUGUUUUUGAUUUAUCAAGUAAAAAUAAGUUAACGCAGUCUCUAUAGAGAACAUGCUUCUUCUAUUGGGAUACGUACUGCUGUACGUUAAAAUCACUAAAGUGCUAAAAUUAGCAUGAAAUGGCACAUUAAUUUUCCUAUAGGGGGUGUUAUUUUCGAUUAAAAUAAAUAAAUAAAUAAAUAAAAAUCUUAUUUUACCCGGGGUGUCUAAACAUUUGCAUAUGACUGUGUGUCAGGUACAUUAGAGACAGAAGGCACAACAUAAGUAGAUCAUGUGGUUCUCACAACUGAAACUGAGAAACAUAAGCAUAUUUAUAGUAACACUUUCCUGAAGGGCAGUUUUCGUAAGGCUACGUAAGCCCUUCAUGGCAACUGACAUAAACACACAUAACCAUCUGUGAAAGCUUAUUCUAACAAGUGUCUGUUGUUAUAAAAGCCGCGCUGUCAAAUUUGAUCCCUAUUGGAGCUGGAUUAGUUUCUGUAAUUUGAGUGAUUUAUUCUAGUAUUAAUUUGCAAUGUCUGUAGUUUUUGCAAGUCUGCUAAGUUAAUUUUCUGCAGUAAAUUGGCUCCUAUAAUAACAAAACCGGGUGGUAGACAUGCUGCCCCAAUUCAUUAAUCCUCACGUUCAUGACUAGACUACAGAAACUCGGAGCGUUAUUGGUUAAAGCCCGAAGAGUCCAAACCCAUCACAAAACCACGGAGCAGCCGUACGUCUGGAGAAUUGACAUUUAUGUCUUGCGUGCAGGUACCAGGCACCUAGCCAGCCUGUUAAACAGUAGACUGACACAGUCUUAUAGGUGGACUGAUGCCAAGAGUAGGUGCAGCCUAUACAUGACAAGGGACAGGUGUGACAGACAUGACCAUGUAGGGAUAAACAAGAAUGGGCAGAACAGAAUGUUCUACAUACAGUCACAGUCCAGGCACACAGUACUGAAUAUAAUAAUACAGGGAGAUUCACUCGAAAGAGGCCCUGAAUAUUCUGUUGUAACUCCCGUUGGGAUGAAGCAAUCUGAAAAAAAAAUACACUACAUACCUCAACGUGUGUGUAAUCAGUGGCCUCUGCCAUGGGAAGGAAUCGCUGAUCCCGUCGUUUCCAAGUUCUGUACCAUCUUCUGAAUGAGACUCUUUGAAGGUCACGAACACCAUAUUUCUUUCCAAAUUCACUCUGACAUCGCUUAAACAAACUGGAGACCCAAUAGGUUCGCACCAUGAAGAUGUGCUGUUCCCCUACACAGGGGAAGUUGCAAACGGAGGUUAAACGUUGCGACGGCUGUCCGGCGCCCACCUCAUCACUGACGCAGGGCCGUCCCGGCUUGUUCGAAGCUCUGUAUACUGAGGAGCACAUUGCACGUUGUUUGGUUCAGAUUGCUUCGUCCUAGAGAGAUAUUACACAAUAUGCAAGGCCUCUUUCGAGUGAAUCUCCCUGUACAGAACGUGGCUCUAAAUGCAUUACAUAGCAGUAAAUUCCUCCAGGCAGAUUUACAAGCAGGAGAAAAAAUUAAACAUCGUCCGUUUAGCAGCCGUCACACAAGGCUGUCGAACAUCCACGUGAUGGUGUUUUCCGUUACCAGACCUGCUUUAAAACUACAACAGCUGGAAUCAUCUUUUAUAACUGCCUGUACAGAUUUAUGUCAGUUGUCAUCAAAGGCUUAUGUAGGUGUUAUGUAGCCUGAUGAAUGAUUUUUUUUUUCUCUGCUUAUGGAAUUGUUAGGCUGCGAAGGCCAUGUACAUUCAUAACACAAAGCAAUAUUAAUUAUGUAAUAAUAGUAAUGUAAUCAUUAAUCUAAUGAUUCUAAAACAGUAACUUGAGUAUUUAUGAACAGCUUAUAAAACAAAAAAGAAAUGACGUUAUGAUGCGUUGUUCCCAGGUAAUGGAGCUUAUGAGGCUGAAACGCAUCACAUUUCUGCUGUAACUGAUUUUAUCCUUGCAGCCACACAGGUCUCAUUUUUCACCGAAAUAAUAAUACGAUAACAGUACUAACUCCAUUACUUGGAAAUGAAGCUUUGUAACGGCGUUAUAAAAUUAGUAAAUAUAUAUCACUUUAGUUCAAUGUCAGUACCAUUUCAUUUAUCUCAAACUUUUAUUUCAUCUCGGGAAGACUGAGAAACUGUUCAUAAAUAUUCAAUUAUUGCCUUACAUAUGCUAUUCAGUCCUUACGCAUGUAUUAGUCCCUAUGUAGGUAACUUUCACAUAAGGUGUUACCAUAUUUUGUGCCUUUAUGCAGUUUCUAAGCUGCUUUUGAAGUUUUUAAGAUCCCAUUAAGAUCGGUGUUAUUGGUUUUGCUAUUGGUUGGGGUUUUUUAUACAUGCUUUCUUUCUUAAAAUAAUUGUGCAUCAUUCAAAUAUAGCAAAAAAAGUGCAUUCAUCGUGUGAUAAUUCAGAGAUUUACUCAGCAGUAUAUCCAUACUGAGCGUUACUUUGCUGUGGCCUGCUCAGGAUUUCAGAAGAGGGCUGCAAGAGUGAAUUACUUCAGAAUUAAAGUUGCUUGCAAUAACUACAGAUGGUGUACAUAUGGACACAGGGCCACUUAAGUUGCUUGAUUCCUCCUUACGUUUCAUGUACGUAGUAUUUUUCAUAACAACGAAGAAAAAAAAAUCAUACUGCAGUAUUUUGUAUAAAUAAGGGAUGGGCAGUGUGACGAUAAUUAGCAUGACUGUGAUAAAUUAUAUCACAAUAUGCUUUCCGAAGCAUACUGUACAUGUGGUCAGUACUUAAAAACUACAUGUCUGAUUACAAAGAUGCAUAAUUGGUCCUGCUUAAUUCGAUUUAGUGUUGUGCAGCAUGUAAAGUGGUAGAGAUAAUUCAUUCUUCUCAGUUUUGAAAGUGUUUUCUGAAUUUGGCAUACAUUUUUUAAAUUCAACUUGUCAGAAGAAUCAUAAAGUGUAUCGUGAAAUUGUCCUCAGGUAUCAUGAUAUUAUGUUUUUGCCAUAUUGCCCAGGUCUAGGGUGAAGUAAGGCAUUUAUAGAGGUAAAAAUACGCUUCACUGCCACUUUUUGGAGUAGGAGCUGCUUUAUAUUCUUUAUAUCUAUAUGACUACUGUGAUAUUUUUAAUGUGAUUGACAUGCGUUGAAGUGUCCCAAAAUAGACUGUAUGGGUCCACCUCCAUCAGAAGCUCAGCUAAUUGGUCCAAGAGCUUUUUAUCAUGUGUAAUUCCUGAACAUAACCCACCUUGGAGCAGGUUAGGCAUGCAGCGUAGAUUGCCACUGAAUGUUUUGUACGUAAAAAGCCAACACCACGUUUUUAAAAAAAGGUUUAAAAUUAGUUUUAGUUUUAACCAAUUCUAAAACAGCCAGUUCAGAAUGUAAGGAGGACAUUAGCGAAGUUGAAAUGCAGUGCCCUUAUGAAUCAAGCAUUUCUCGCAUGAGCUCUUUUCUACUCAUGGAAUUGUCUUUAUUAUUCAUAAAUAUGUAAAGAACACAGGGUUUUGAUAUUUAUGGGAUUAAAUUGUUGAUGUUGACCUUUUAUAUGCACUGAAAAAGUGAUGCAUUGAAGCUGCUUGAUUGAAAUGUGUGUAUAGGUAUUUUCCACACAAAUAAGCGACAUUAUGUCAAUACAAUUUUGGUUUAUUUUUGGCAAUAACUGUGUAGAUGUGAUACAUAGUUACAUGGAAAAAUUUGAACACACCUAGUCAAGUGACAUGCUCUGAUUUUCUAAGGAACAAUAAUGCAUCUUCUACAGAAAACACACUUUUCUGCAAAUUUUUAGUUCAGCUUGAAAAACACAGAAUAUAAACUGUGCCAUAACUUUUGCACAGGCCACAUUGUUUUUUCUCCCCUAUGUUAAAUUCAGCAAAUAAACAGUAAUAGUGUAUUACAGUGUGUAGAAGUGCUUUGUAGAGGAUGAGUUAACUUAUUUAUACUUAAAGAAGCAACAAGCAUGAUUUUGACUAGAGUGGCUAAACUUUUGCAUUGACUGUGUUAUUAAGGAGGAAAUUAUAUAUACAUUUGAAUCGUGUGAAUUCUGCAUCACUUUCUUCAAUGUGGAAUAAUGUUUUUUAAAGUUUUAAUAAUGUUAUGUAAUCAUCAGGCAGUUUGGUGCAUGCUUUCCUUUUUUUAAUAAAAACAUUUGGUUGCACAGAAA